Molecule: messenger RNA, 1282 nt
Organism: Bursaphelenchus xylophilus (pine wood nematode)
Lineage: Eukaryota; Metazoa; Nematoda; Chromadorea; Rhabditida; Aphelenchoididae
Source: the annotation of a GenBank genome assembly
AUGAUGACAUCUUCCAUUCAACUAGUGUCAUCAUUGUUAAUCUUAGCGAUAGUGUCAUCGCAAGAGCCCACAUACUACCAGAAACUUCAGGAGCUCUUCCAAAAAUCCGAUCUGAACAGGGACGCUUAUUUGGAGCGCUCAGAAUUGGGAGUUUUUGUUCGUCAUGCGAUUACCGUGGCAUUCCCACCAAGUCAACUGGAUGGGGAUACGAUCGAAACGGCGGUGAUUUUGGCCGACACAAUGUUUGAUGAGGCCGAUUCGAACAAUCUGGGGCAAUUGAGCUUCAAAGGUAAUCAAUUUUGGAACCCUUUUACAGGAUUUUUGGGGUACCCUUCAAUCGGAGCGGGUUUCAUUUGGGGCUCGGGCCAAUAUUUAUAUCUAAUGUUGCAAAAUUGGUUGACUAGCUGACCAAGGGGGUUACUCUGUGUUCACAGCGUAAGAGAGGGCGCUCAUGACCAAGCUAGCGAUCUAGGUCGUGACCAAGGCCAAGCUGGUUGCCCAAAAUUACCCGAAAAUGGUCUCAAUGCUUGACUAUGAUGGUCAAGACACUUUUAGGUCAGAUAGUCACCAAGCUCGCAACCUAGGUCGUGUGUUAGGUCACGAUUAAUCCCCAAAAUCCUCUAAAAAUAAUGCUACUAGUUGUUCCAGACGGUUUUGGCACUUCAGUUAGGUCAGGUCACAACCACACUGACUAUGGUCAUGACAUAAAUGAAGUGCCAAAAACCGUCUGGACCGACUAGUAACAUUAUUUUCAGAGGAUUUUGGACAUUAAUCGUGACCUAGCCCACGACCGGUCGCGAGCUUGGUGAAGACAUGACCUAAAAGUGUCUUGAACAUCAUAGUCAAGCAUUCAGACCUUUUUCGGGUAAUUUUGGGCAACCACCUUGACCUUGGUCACGGCCUAGAUCGCAAGCUUGGUCAUGCCUAUCCUACACUGUGAAUGAACACAAAGUAACCCCUUUGACCAGCUAGUCAGCCACUUUUGCAACAUUGGAUAUAAAUAUUGACCCGAUACCCCAUGUGCUCCAAAUGAAAGGUUGCGGAUUUUUGUCUAGUAUAAUAUAGCCGAUUUGAAAGUCGUCGCUUUGAGGCUAAAAUGGUCUAACAGAAAGAUAUCGGGGCUUCUUAACUAAGAAAUGACAUCUGUCGUAUUUUAGGAUCAAUGCUGUUUCGCUCCCCAGCCAAUAUUUUCGGAGACAAGGUGAUCAACAUGUUGGUGGAUCUGAUAAUGCAAGUGGACUCGUUAGAAGACGACGAAUCCCGGAUCAACAGCUCAUUCUAG